Molecule: messenger RNA, 1478 nt
Organism: Prorocentrum cordatum
Lineage: Eukaryota; Dinophyceae; Prorocentrales; Prorocentraceae
Source: the annotation of a GenBank genome assembly
AUGAUGGGCCACGGGUGCCGCCUGCGGCACCUUCUGGGGCGCAACCCGCGCAGGGCCGCGCUGCUGGGCCCGCUCCCCGCGGGCCUGCGGCGGAGCGGCGCUGCUGCAGGCGCCGCGGCCGCAACCCCGGUGCAGGCCGCACAGGCCCCUGCUGGGGGCAGCACGGCCGCGGGGUCGGACGGCGCGCCUGGCGCUGGGGGCAAGAAGGAGGAGGACAAGAAGGACGGGCCAAUGGGGUGGGGCAAGUUCUUCCUUUACCUCGGCAGCGGCGUCUCUGGGGUCGUCUUCCUGUACUACUUCAACCAGGCCAACUACAACUUGCACCGCACGGAGGUGCUGCUGCUAGAGCGGUGGCGGCGGUUGCCGCUCUAUCCGCCGCGGGGGCCCUCGGAGGCGGAGGGGAACGCCGUGGUCGAUCCCAUGGGGCUCCCUGGCGAGCUCGUCGCCGCGUUCGCAGAGUGGUUCGUGGCCAUCGACCUGCAGGAGCCUGGCGGCGUGACCCGCGACGACGUGCUGGAGCUGGUGCGAGAGCUCGGGCUGAACGACGAGGACAAGGACGCGAAGGAGUUCCUCAACCGCGGGGAGGGGCACAUGGAGGAGCGCCGGCGGCUGAGCGGAGCGGGCCUCCAGGAGUCGGUGAACCUCCUUGCGAAGCUCGCCAUGCCAUGCGAGAAGGGCGCGGCACCAGCGCCAUGCAAGCUGGGCGACGAGGCCCUGCGGCUGCUGCAGAAGAAGGUGCAACGGGCAAGCGCCGCGAUGAUGGCUGGCGCCUCGGCUCUGGAAGCCCUGCAGCAGCAGCAGAUGCAGACGCAGAUGGCGGCGCAGUCGCAGGCGGCGCCGCAGCCAGCCAUAGCAGGCGCCCCAGGGGCCAGCGCGCCGGCAGCUGCGGGGAUGCUGCCGGGGACGGCUGGCCAGGUUGCUGUCGUGGGCGCCUUCGGGCAGGCAUCCAACGCCGUGGCCCCCGAGGAGCAGGACGCCAUGGACGAGGCCGACCAGCAGCAGCUCGAGCUGGCCCGCCUCGUGCGGAUGGAGGAGGGCCUGCUCGCCACCCUCGAGCGGCGAGGGUCGCUCUCCGCGGCGGAAGAGGCCCGGCUCGACGAGAUCCGCGCGCGGUCCGGCUACCUCAACGCCUCCGCCGUGGAGCCUGGGACAAUGCUGCACUACUGGUUCGCGAUGGGCGAGCAGGAGGGCGCGCUGGAGAGGCUGCCUCUCGUGCUGUGGCUGAACGGCGGACCGGGCAGCAGCUCGAUCCUGGGCAUGCUCAUGGAGAUGGGCCCGCUCCUGAUCAACAGCACGGGCGGCCUGAUGCGCAACCCGUACGCGUGGACGAAGCAGGCCAACGUGCUCGUCCUCGAGAGCCCCGGCGGGGUUGGGUUCUCGUACUGCGCGGCCAUGCAGGCCAACGGCAGCUGCAGCAACACCGACGACAGCACCGCAAGGGCGGCGCGCGCGGCGUUGCAGGACUUUUUCGCCACGAA